This is a messenger RNA of Syngnathoides biaculeatus (alligator pipefish), 4473 nucleotides long. It is a transcript of the gene mctp2a, whose product is annotated as multiple C2 domains, transmembrane 2a. The record is from RefSeq and is a predicted model, not a curated record. Lineage: Eukaryota; Metazoa; Chordata; Actinopteri; Syngnathiformes; Syngnathidae. Gene Ontology annotation, cellular component: synaptic vesicle membrane. Gene Ontology annotation, biological process: regulation of neurotransmitter secretion. The transcript has 25 exons. Bases 864 to 3923 code for a protein of 1019 amino acids. Gene Ontology annotation, molecular function: calcium ion binding.
ACUUCAGGUAAAUAAGUAAAUGUAUUAUUUAUUUUCACUUAUUAAAAUUCUAGACUUUCAAUGCUAUGCCCAUUUGUGAUUGACAGUCAACAAUCCAAACUUCAACUCUAUAAAAGUACUGUAUGUAACAAAAAUGUUACGAUUUUAUCAAAUGUUUAAAUGAAAUCAAUACCUCCGUUUUUUAUACAUUGGUUAAGGCAAAGUGUACCUAAUCCUUUGGCCGUCAAACAUUCCCAUGUGUGCAUGCGAGUCACUUCGGUGUACUUUCACUCUGCGGCCUGCUAGUGGCGCUGCGAUACCUCCAACCUGCCUUUUGCCCUGUGGAUUCGUGUCGAAGAAGAGCAGAACGGUCGAGGUUAUAAAGGUUAUAAACGGGUUGUAGUUCCACCUUCCGGCCUCCGAGCGACGCUGUGGCACCGUGAAUAUUUGUCCCCUACUUGCACACUAAAUUGAUGACGUCGAAAAAGAAAGGAUACGAGUGGUCACGUCAAGAAAACGAAAUAAUAAACCAUUGAACUUGUGAUUGAGUUGAUUUUUAAUGCUCUGAAUCCAAAAAAUGAACGAUGAUCCACUUUGAGAACAAUGCAUGUUAAUGACUUAAUGUCUUUUAACUAUUUAUUCUAGAACAUAUUACUCCAGCAUACGUUGAGGCCACGUGAACAGAUUCCCGAAAUUGAUUCUGUUUCGGCUCAGUGAAGGGAUCACUUGAUCACGCCGCACUCGUCUCAGCUCUGAAGCGCAGCUGUUGCAUUCUCCCGUGAGUUGAAACUCGCCUCGCAAGACAGACAUGAUAUGGUUGGGCCGCCUGAUUGAAAGCGACUUGGACUUUGGAACCUUAGUCGGCAGAAAAGGAACUCCUCAAAAUGGACAUCAGGAGAAAAAAGAUACUGGACAACAUUCGGGUCAAAACAAAGCUGAUGAAUUUUAUGAAGCCUAGUAAGAAGUCACUCGAAAAGCAGAAAAAGAAAGCAGCCAUCAGGCGCAGCAUAUCCGUACCGAAUCUGAGGAUCGAGGGCGAUGAAGCUCUUCUGCCGAUGAGCGCCUUGCCCACAACGUCUGAGGCCACAGUUUUUGGCAGUUUCCAGUUGAGCGAUAGCGAUUCUGUUGCUAGCGGCUCCAUCCCGGAUGGCGCAACAGGAUUGGACAAAGACAUUUUACACAGUGUUCCCUCAGACAUUGUCUGUAAUAGAAGUUCUUCGCCAUUUAACAUCCCAAAUGUCUACGGGGAACUUAAUAGUGACGCGAACUCGAGCACCAAGAAGAGGGCAAACACACCCGUAGACCAAGCCCAGAGGAAAGGUCCUAUUUUUAAUUUUGAUCCUCUAUCAGUCCCAAAAUCAGGUUUCACCAAAGCCCGAGCCAAUUCACCGAGAACAAAUUCUGCAAAGGGUUCUGAACAAUCUUGGAUGUCGGAGGAUAUCGCAGCGGAGAGAGCAAUGAUCAGUGAAGCCCUGGCCAGAGCAAACUCAAUGGGAGAGCAAACAAAUUACAGCCCGCGUCUUAAGAACGCACACAGCAGUCAGGACAGGCCGCCGUCUGGAAAACGGAGUCUGUAUGAACACAGAGAAAAGACUCCUCAGACAUCAGAUACUCUCGGUAUACCUCUGGACAGCGCAGAAGGCGGCAGCGAGGACUGUUGGUCCGGUGAGGACCAGGUGCCCACGAGUUGGUUGCCGGACACCGAGGGACUGGACCCGGAUAUUGUGCUUUCCAUUACAAAUGACUACAGCAUUGAAGAAUCGUCACUGGAAGGAGGGACGCAGGAGGAAAUUGAGAUGUAUAGCGAACCGUGUGAAUUCUUUGAGGAAAGUCUUCAAGAUCUACUAGAAAACCCAGUUUUGACAACAGGUUCCGACGUCCAAGUCCCGGCUCCGGUCCAGAGGUACCUGCUUUGCAUCAACUUGAAACAUGGACAAAACCUGGUGAUCCGUGACAAACGAGGUACAAGCGACCCGUACGUCAAGUUCAAACUGGAAGGAAAGCAGUUCUACAAGAGCAAAGUACUUUAUAAGAACUUGAAUCCCAGGUGGAAUGAGAUCUUCUCUUAUCCUCUGCGGGACCGAGAGCACAUUGUCGACGUCCGGGUCUACGAUAAAAAUCGGACCACUGAUGAAUUCAUGGGUUCUAGCACCAUUCCGCUGAAGAAUCUCGAACUUUACAAGACCUACGAAAUGGAGUUGCCCCUCAGCGACCCCAAAAGCAAAGAAGACGACAUGGGAAUCAUCUGCGUGGAUGUGUGCCUAAUGUUUCGCGACGCCACCAUCAAACGGAACUGGAGAUGGCCGGCCAAAAAGACCAAGGCGACGCAGUACCAAAUCCCGGCCGAGAUGCAGAAGAGUCAGUCCAAGUGUCGCAUGUGGACGGGGGCUCUCGCCAUCACCCUGGUGGAGGGUCAGGAUCUGCCGCAGAACGGCCUCGGCGACAUCUAUGUCCGCUUUCGUCUGGGCGAUCAGAAGUACAAGAGCAAGAAGCUCUGCAUUCAGGCCAAUCCCCAGUGGAGAGAGAAGUUUGACUUCAAUCAUUUUGCAGAUAACCAGGAACCUCUGCAGGUGGAGGUCUGUUCAAAGAGAGGCAGGAAGGGUGAAGAAUCGUGGGGAAUGUUUGAGGUUGACCUAUCCAGACUUGUGCUUAAUGAGAGGCAGCUCUACACUCAUAUGCUCGAUCCGGGAAAGGGCAGGCUGGUCAUUUUGGUCACCCUGCGACCCUGCUGGGGAGUUUCAAUCUCUGACAUCGAGACUGCGAUAUUAGACAAGCAGGACGAGAGAGACGCUGUGAUGGAAAAAUUUAACUUAAGUAACUCGUAUAAAUGUGUGGGGGAGAUCGGUUUCCUCCAGGUCAAGGUUUUGAAAGCAAAUGAGCUUCCUGCCACGGACCUCAACGGGAAAAGCAACACCUAUUGUUUGAUUGCACUGGGAAAUAGCAAACUUCAGACCCACACCGUCUACAAGAGCGUCAAUCCGGAGUGGAACAAAGCGCUCACAUUCCCGGUUAAGGACAUUAAUGACGUGGUGGAGCUGACCAUCCUGGAUGAAAAUGGGGACAGACCACCAAACAUUUUGGGCAAAGUGGCCAUUCCGUUACUGACUGUUCAAAAUGAGCAGCAGAUUUCUCUCUACCUGAAGAAAGAGGACUUGAGUGGCCCAGCCAAAGGAAACAUCACGCUUGAGUUAGCGGUUAUAUACAACAAAGUCAGAGCCGGUAUUAGAAGUUUCCAACCAAAGGAGGAAAAAUUUACGGAGGAGAAUGUGAAAUUCUCCAAAAAGGUUCUCGCCCACAAUAUCUACCGGGUCCGAAAAAUCAGCACGGCUGUUUUGUACACGUUACAGUACAUUAAGAGCUGCUUUCAAUGGGAGAACAGGCAACGGAGCCUCAUAGCCUUUCUGAUCUUCCUGGUGACAGUCUGGCACUGGGAGCUCUUCAUGCUUCCACUCUUCCUGCUCCUGCUCAUCGGCUGGAACUAUUUCCAGCUCCGUGGCAGAAACAGCAACUCCAACCAGGACCUGGUGAACAUGAGCAUGGGUGACUAUGAAGAGGACGACGAGAAGGAACCUGGAAAAAAAGGUUUGAUGGACAAGAUACACAUGGUGCAGGAAGUCGUAUUGACUGUCCAGAACAUUUUGGAAGAACUGGCAAACAUAGGGGAGCGGACAAAGAACCUUUUCAACUGGUCCGUUCCGUUCAUGUCGUGUCUGGCCUGCCUGGUGCUCUUUGUUGCCACGUCGCUAUUAUAUUUUAUUCCGCUGCGCUACAUAGUGCUCAUAUGGGGCGUUCACAAAUUUACCAAGAAGCUGCGCAACCCAUAUGCAAUCGACAGUAACGAGCUGCUGGAUUUCCUCAAGAGGAUGCCGUCUGAUGUUCAGAAGGUGCAAUACAACGCGCCGAGAGUGCCCAGCAGCCAGAACCCGCCACGCAAGAAGAAGUAAGAGAGCAGGAGUUCGACCCAGUCCGCCUGACAAACAACGCGCCGGUGCCACCCGAGCUCCUCCGUAGCGCCCCGACUCGGCCCCCCCCUCUCGCCUCCCAAGUCGCCCUCUGACUCGUGUGUUUGGCUCCCCGGCUGACAGCGAGAGGAAGAGGAGGAGGGCAGCUCAUGGCCCCGUCAAUCACCGGCCGGGAGGUAAAAAUAAAAAAAAAGGAGCAUUGCCUUCAUUGCCUUAGUCUUUGGAUGUAAUUUGGAGGAGGAAUGAGGCUAACCUCAGCUCCUCCAUUUUCUUUUCUCACCCAAAGCCAAAGUUAAUGUCAGGCUUAACAAUUCACGGAAAACAAACUAUGGCGAUAUAUUCCUCUUGAUCCGUACGGUAAUAUCCUCAAAAGUCAAAGAGCGUCACAUCUUUCAGAUCAGUGGAUCUUUGUUUUUGCACUGCUGUCCUUUGUUGGGGGGGAAGGAUGCCGUCAGUUUUUUGGAAUCUCCGGAACUGACUUUUCGUACUGUGAUCUGUUAUUUAAAAAAAGAAAUAAAUGUCCUAAAUGAUC